Hippoglossus stenolepis (Pacific halibut) is the source of this 1358-nucleotide messenger RNA. RefSeq names its product NBL1, DAN family BMP antagonist (gene nbl1). Bases 467 to 1030 code for a protein of 187 amino acids. The transcript is spliced from 4 exons. The record is from RefSeq and is a predicted model, not a curated record. Gene Ontology annotation, biological process: animal organ morphogenesis. Gene Ontology annotation, molecular function: BMP binding; receptor ligand activity. NCBI's taxonomy places the organism in Eukaryota, Metazoa, Chordata, Actinopteri, Pleuronectiformes, Pleuronectidae.
CUUACGUCCCGAAACGGCGCAGCAGGACCCCGGUGUGUCAGAGGGCUGCACCGCUGCCUCACCCCUGUUCCGAAGCUUCACAACCAAACAAUACAACCUGGAAACUUGUCCUGUUUCUUCUUCUUUCCUACAUGGGAAUUUAAGUGUGGUGGGGGGGAACAAAGGAGAGGGACGCUCAGAGCUGAUGGGCCCGGAGAUGAGAUAGCGCUCACUGCCGAGCCCAUCUCUCCAUCCUUCCCCGCGGCCGUGCAGUCGGACGGAGGAACGGUUCUUUAUUCUUUCCGGAUGAUGUAACUUUCGUAUGACACACGGAGCCGCUCACUUGUGCUCAGAGUUUCCUGUGAUCACCGGAGCCCGGAGGUUGUCCGACCAGCAGCCGCAUCCCCUGCCUUCUCCAGCCCCGCGUCAGGGCUCAGCUCAGCGGGACGUUGCGCAGUGAUCAACCGGCUGUUCCUCCGGUGCAGUCAUGUGGCAGAGGAUUCAGAUUUGCUGCGCACUGUUUGCACUGUAUUCAGCGGCACCGCCUGCACACAUCAACCGCCUGGCGUUGUUCCCUGACAAGAGCGCCUGGUGCGAAGCCAAGAACAUCACACAGAUAGUCGGGCACACGGGAUGUCAGCCUCGCUCUAUUCAAAACAGAGCUUGUCUGGGCCAGUGCUUCAGUUACAGUGUCCCCAACACGUUCCCACAGUCGACCGAGUCUCUGGUGCACUGUGACUCCUGCAUGCCUGCUCAGACACAGUGGGAAGUGGUGACUCUGGAGUGCCCUGGCAGUGAGGACUCCCCUCGUGUGGACAAGCUGGUGGAGAGGAUCUUCCACUGCAGCUGCCAGUCCUGCAGUAAGGAGGGCACCCAGGAGGGAGCAGUGAUGCAGCUGUACCCAGACAACGGCCUGGACGCUCCGUCUUUACCCGACACCCUCAGCGGGGCACAGCCUCACCCUCUGCCGCACUCAGACACACACUCUCAUAAGCAUGCUCACCCACACACAGACCAUCACUCACUACCACACUCAUCAGACGGAGGGUAGGUUUGUCGUCUGUCUCACUUCAUCUCUUCCGCCGUCUCUCCUCCACACUGCAUCCUUUGUACCAGUUUGUAGUAUUGUAAAGGCACUUUCAAAAUAAGAUUUCACUUUGUGUUAAAGAAAUGACACACACACGCUCACACAGUCAUACUAUCUGAUUACACACUCUUGUAUAUAAACUCAUGCAAACACACCAGCUUACGCAAUUUUUUUUUGCUGAUUAACACGUGUGCAUUCGUGCAUAAAGACACGACUUUAGUCUGUUCAUCAGUUGUAGACUUAUUACUUUUAAUCUGCUUUGAAUGCAAUAAAUUCUGUUGUUGUGAUAACA